CGCGGCCCUGCUUCUCUCUGAGCUGCUGCUGCUGAUUGGCUGAGCCACAAAGAAAGGCGUGGUUGCAGAAGGCAGAGGUCUUGGAGCUGGGAAGCAGGCCUCAGUGAAGCCUGCUUACCUGUCCAGCUGCCACAGCCAUGUCGGAUAGGGAGGAGCGCCGCUUUGUGGAGAUCCCGCGGGAGUCGGUGCGGCUGAUGGCUGAGAGCACUGGGGUGGAGCUGACGGAUGAGGUGGCCUCCCUCCUGGCUGAAGAUGUCUGCUACCGCCUGCGAGAAGCCACUCAGAACAGUUCCCAGUUCAUGAAACACACCAAACGGAGAAAGCUGACGGUAGAGGACUUCAAUCGCGCCCUGCGCUGGAGCAAUGUCGAGGCGGUGUGUGGCUAUGGCUCUCAGGACGCCCUCCCAUUCCGUGCCAUCAAGGACGGCGAACUGUACUUCCAGGAGGAUCGUGAGGUCAACCUGGUGGAGCUGGCUUUGGCCACCAACAUCCCCAAGGGCUGUGCUGAAGCAGCUGUGAGAGUUCAUGUUUCUUACCUAGAUGGGAAAGGAAACUUGGAACCACAAGGCUCUGUGCCCAGCGCCGUCUCAGCCCUGACAGAUGACCUGCUGAAGUAUUACCAGCACGUGACCCGGGCCGUGUUGGGGGAUGACCCCCAGCUGAUGAAGGUGGCUCUUCAGGACCUGCAAACCAACUCGAAGAUCGCAGCUCUCCUGCCUUACUUUGUCUAUGUUGUAAGCGGGGUCAAGUCCGUGAGCCACGACCUGGAGCAGCUGAACCGCCUUCUGCACGUGGCCAAGAGCCUCAUCCAGAACCCCUACCUGUGCCUGGGCUCCUAUGUCAAGAGCCUCAUUGCCAGCGUCAUGUACUGCGUCCUGGAACCCCUGGCGGCUUCUAUCAACCCCCUCAAUGAUCACUGGACCCUGCGUGACUACGCAGCCAUGCUGCUGGGACACAUCUUCUGGACUCACGGUGACUUGGUGAGCGGCCUGUAUCACCAGAUCCUGCUGUCGCUGCAGAAAGUGCUGGCCGAUCCCGUCCGCCCGCUCUGUUCCCACUAUGGGGCUGUUGUGGGGCUACAUGCCUUGGGAUGGAAGGCAGUGGAGAGGGUUCUCUAUCCCCACCUCUCCACCUACUGGUCAAACCUGCAGGCCGUGCUGGAUGACUACUCUGUGUCCAAUGCUCAGGUGAAGGCUGAUGGGCACAAAGUCUAUGGAGCCAUCCUGGUGGCAGUGGAGCGGCUCCUGAAGAUGAAGGCGCAGGCUGUAUCGGCGCCCGUCCAGGCGGAAGGCUCCGGCGCAGAGGGGCGCUCGCGGGAGGGCUGCCCUUGGCUCAGCCCUCUCCAGGACCCUCAGGUGGAGUUCGGCUUUGGCAUCGCCAGCCACCUGCUCCAGCUGGGCAGCGGUGGGCCCCAGGCCGGUGUGGGCAUCUCCACGGACCCCCCCACCACCUCGUUGAACGAGAUCUACCAGGAGCUGUACUACUUCUUUGGGGACAGCCUUGCCACCCGUUUUGGCACGGGUUCGGGGCUGUGCCCGGCCGAGCCGCUGCCAGCCAGCACUCCCAAGGUGGUGGACGCCAAAAAGGAGCCGCCGGCCUUUGGGGGUGGGGAGGCGGCCCGCAAGAUGCCCCAGCUGACAGCCAACGCCACCGUCAGCCCGCGGGAAGAGGAGAGCCCCCGUGGGGAGUUCUCGGCCAGCCGGGCCCCCCUGCAGCGUCCCGCCAGCCUGGCGCGGUCGCGCAGUGCCUCUCGCCAGCAGGGGUACCGCCUGGGCGUCCGGGACGUCUUCCAGAAGUGCCGCUUCUCCCCCCAGGGGCCGCCUCGCUUCAGCUUCUUGAUCGCGGGUCGCCAGGCGGAGAGGCGGUGCCAGGGGCGCCUCUUCCAGACCUCUUUCCUGCACCACCACGGCCCCGGCCACGUCUCCCGCUACACCCAGAAGCUGCCCAUGAUCGGAAGGACCAAGGCAGUGAAGAAGUGGGCCCACUCAGAAUACUCUCUCUACCUGCCUCUCUGAAAGGGACCUGCCAGGGUGGUGGCGGCAGCAGCAGCAGCACCCAGCCCUUCUGGGCCAUGUGCCCUUCAUGGCAAUGUCAUUUUUUUAAUUUAAAAAAAAAAAAAUUCCCAAAGAUACACACUAUUCAAUUAGAAAUAAAAAUACAAAAUAAUAACCAAACAAAGAAAAUUAAUCAUACACCCAUGUGGCUUCCCUCCCCCAAUACUCGUCAUCUCUUAAUCUUUAGGCAAUGCCAUUUUUUAGGGCCACAAGCUUUCUCAGGUAGAGCGGCGACCUCUUGUUUUAUUCCUGGCGAUUUGGGACUUCUUUUUUAUCGGCUCUUCUUCUUUUGAGGGGCACAAUUUCAUCACCGCUUGUGUGGGAGGUUGGGGGCAGAAGAGCAGAGCUGGUUUUACAAAGAUGUCAACCCUGGAACUGUGAAGGGUGAGGGAUUUGGGUUUGGGGCGAGGCUCCCGGCCGGCCUUUACUAAUGUGCUGGUCUCCAGUUGUUUUGAACUACAACUCCCAACAGCCUCAGCUACCACACACUGGCCAAGACUGCUCUAGGCGUUGUCUGCUUGUGAAGGCACUGAGGACAUACUCAGCCUCCUCUGAAUGGGGGCUCCGGUCCCGUCCCCCCAUUCCCCUACCAAAAGAGAAAAUGAAUAAAGGAGCCCUUUAUUUCCCUGAUCUUUUUA
Messenger RNA from Podarcis muralis (Common wall lizard), 2692 nucleotides. RefSeq names its product TATA-box binding protein associated factor 6 like (gene TAF6L). Gene Ontology annotation, cellular component: SAGA complex; SLIK (SAGA-like) complex; transcription factor TFIID complex. Gene Ontology annotation, biological process: RNA polymerase II preinitiation complex assembly; transcription initiation at RNA polymerase II promoter. The record is from RefSeq and is a predicted model, not a curated record. Lineage: Eukaryota; Metazoa; Chordata; Lepidosauria; Squamata; Lacertidae. Gene Ontology annotation, molecular function: RNA polymerase II general transcription initiation factor activity; transcription coactivator activity; protein heterodimerization activity.